AAAAUAUAUAAAAAUAACAAGAACAUUUUAUUUUCAGUGAAGUCGCGUUAGUCCGUACAAGUCACCAAAUGUCAACUGGUCACACUGACUUGCCACUUUUUCUUUGUGUAAUUUUUUGUAGUGAAAAACGGUAGAGUUUAAAGCACAGUUUACGGUUAAAUAAAGAGAACCACAAGCGUUUCCAAUGUCGGAGAACAAGGAAGACACCUUAGCCAGUUUUCAGAACAUAACGGGCAUCGACGAUGUGGGCGAGGCCUUCUCCCAUUUGGAGGCCGCCGACUGGAACCUGAUGGAUGCCCUGAGUCGGGUGAUGCCUCACGAGGACUCUCCGCUGGCCAUCCCCGUCCAGCAGUCUGAGCCUCCGGCCAGGAACCCUGUUGAGAGCACCAAUGGCUUCCGACCGCCUGGAUACGAGGAGCUCCCUGGUCCCUCUAAUGCAGCGGGAUUCUUCGGGGCCGCGUUGCAAAACCAGAACCAGAAUCUAAACCUUCAUCAGCCGCACCAUCUACAGCAGAGAUUUCCCACGUCACAAUUGCUAGCCCAGCUGACGUCCAGCAUUAACCUGGAUCCCGCAUCCAGCCAGAACAACAACCAGAACGUGAUUACCUUUAACAUUCACUUCAACCAGCAGCUGUACCAGGUCCGCUUGCCGUCGGAGGCAACAAUUGAGCAACUGAAGCGCAAAAUCUUCGAUGAGACAAGCGUGCCUGUAUGCCGACAGGCCAUUCGCGGCUGGCCGCCUUCGAAGGCCAGCGAUGCCCAGCAGCUGGGCACGCGACUCUGCAAUCUGGACCUCGCUCAGGAGAACGAACUGAUCCUGGUGGAUCUCACCGAUGACGGUUUCAUGGACACCGAACAGGAUGAUGUAACGCAACGAGUGGACAAGACCUUCACCAUUCACAUACAAUUCGAGUCGGACACCCCACUUACACUUAGCCUGCCAGGAGGAACCACAAUGCAGGCACUAAAGAUGAACGUGUACGACAUCAAAAGCAUACCAGUGCGCCACCAAGAGUGGACUGGCUGGCCCAAUGGUUGUGACAACGAAACCACUCUGGCGCAAUCUGGCAUUGAGCUGUCGCACAGGUUCGCAGUACGCAGCACAGCGCGACCAGCUCAAACGAAUUCCAACCAGCCCAACGCUUUCGAGGUGGUGACCGUGGACAGCGAGAGCUCGGCAGAUGAGUUCGAGGAUGCCACAGACUUUAACAACGCCGAGUACAUAUUCACCGAUUCACCGCCUGCUCAGCCGCUCAACAGACACUUAAUACCAAACAACACGGAUGACGAGACGAGUGGUUCCACGCAAUUUGUUGAGAACUACAAGUUGCGUUAUGGUGAUCCGCACCCCGAGUUCUUCGUAGGCAGCCUAGAAAGCGCCAAGCAGCUGGCCUGCCAAAGACCCGCGAAGGAGCGCAAGCUUCUGGCUAUUUACUUGCAUCAUGGUAAGAGCAUUCAGAUCAACGUUUUCUGUGAUCAGCUGAUGAAACACGAGAGCAUUAUCCAAACCUUCAGAGAGAAGUUUGUUCUUUACGGCUGGGAUAUGACCUACGAAAGCAACAAGGACAUGUUUCUUUCCUCGCUAACGGCUUGUAUUAGCAGCAACGCCUCGCUGACGGCCAGGAAUAUUAAGUUGGAUAAGCUGCCGGCCAUUAUGCUGGUGGGAAAGAGCCGCCAGUUAGGCAGCAACUGCGAGGUUCUAUCUGUGAUUCAUGGAAACAUUGGUCUGGAUGAUCUGCUGACGAGGCUCAUUGAAACCUGCGAGAUGUUCGAGCAGCAGCUGCAGGUGGAGAUCCGGGAAGAGGACGCACGAGCCGCUCGGGAUCAGGUUAAGGCCGAGCAGGACAUGGCCUACCAGCAAACCUUGCAGGCCGACAUGGCCAAAGAUGCGGCAAAGCGGCAAAAGGAGGCCGCCCAGUUGGCCGAGCGAAAACGCAUGGAGUCCGAGAGAGCCGAGGAAGAUGCUAGACGCGAGUCCAUUAGAUUAGUUGCUCAACAAUCCCUACCUCAGGAGCCGUCCGAACAAGUGGCGGGCACCUCUAAGAUCCGUGUGCGUAAGCCGACGGGCGAUUUUCUGGAGCGGCGCUUCUUUAUCAGCAACAACCUGCAGGAUCUGCUUAACUUUGUGACGGCCAAUGGGUUCCUUAUCGAGGAGUAUAAACUAAUCCGUAAUUGGCCACGGCGCGAUCUCACGGCAAUGGAGGGUAGCCAAACACUGGAGACGCUCAAGCUCUAUCCGCAGGAAACGGUCAUCCUGGAGGAGCGAUGAUUCCGCUCUUUAUUUUAAGGCAUUUCGUUCGAUUGGGUUUAGUUUUUGCAUUAAUAUUUGAAAACUGUAGAACUAUCUA
This is a messenger RNA of Drosophila ficusphila, 2348 nucleotides long. RefSeq names its product FAS-associated factor 1 (gene casp). Gene Ontology annotation, molecular function: ubiquitin binding. Lineage: Eukaryota; Metazoa; Arthropoda; Insecta; Diptera; Drosophilidae. The record is from RefSeq and is a predicted model, not a curated record. Bases 185 to 2269 code for a protein of 694 amino acids. The transcript has 13 exons. Gene Ontology annotation, cellular component: endoplasmic reticulum; nucleus.